Molecule: messenger RNA, 1748 nt
Organism: Trichophyton rubrum CBS 118892
Lineage: Eukaryota; Fungi; Ascomycota; Eurotiomycetes; Onygenales; Arthrodermataceae
Exons: 1
Coding region: 1198-1653 (151 amino acids)
Source: RefSeq, a predicted model, not a curated record
CCUAGGGAUGUACUAUUUGGCAUUGGAUGUGGGAUGGGGCGGAGGGGUGGGAGGCCACUAUGGAAAACAUCUGUCAUGCUCAUGCUUCAUACCGAUAAAUACCCAAAAACUAGUUACCGACUCGAGCAGCAUGAAUCUCCCUGUCCUGGUCGAUACUGGUAGUGCCCGUCUUCGCUCGGGCAUUGCCUUGGAGUGGAGGGUUAGCUAUUACCCGGUCCUUAUAUACGUACAAAUCUUGCUGCAGGUAUCGAGCAUCACUUCUAAACCGUCAUUUCUUCCCUUUGGUGUUUAGUCAAUUAAUCGUUUCAAACACCAGGGGACUGCUGCGUCAGAUUAAGUUAUCUUAACCAUCUACUCUGAAGCAACUGAGUAACUUUUCCUGCCCUCCAGCCCUGUCCACAAAUUAGGUUCCUACAAUUAGUUACACAGUAGCAGUCAGCGUUGUCAUAAACAACAUCUUCCUCUCUUCAACACCAUAGCGGGCAUCUGAUGUAUAAAAGCUGCAGGCAUGGGACUAUAUCCAAGGCCUAGGCUUCAGGUUCUAUUCAUAUUCAUAUACCGACUCACCGAGCCAGGGUGAAGAACCGCCUUUAGACCGUUGACGCAGAGUAGCUCUUUGGACCCACCGACACGGAACUGAGUUUCUCGAAGUAUUUUGCAUCGGUACUCGAAACACCACUUCCCCGGCAUAGUUGAAAGUGGUGAGGCCAUUGGCGGCCAUAGCUAAUCCAGGACUUGGCGUUUCUUCUAUGAUCAGUAUCCGGUCAAACUGAUGCCAUCUCUUAAGUCUCCCCAUUCAAGAUGAUGGAUUUCAUCCUCAUUGUAGUUGUGGUUUAGUGCUUGACGAAGACUUCUGUUGUUGUUAUCUUUAUAAAAUGAACUGGGAAAUUCUUCGUAAGGCGGUCUCAAAUCGAGUGGACUCUUUCAAAUGGAGAGGUGAUAUAAAGCAUUCUUGUGGUGACUGGCAUCCUUUAUGCCGAAAAAAAUGUUGGCAGCAUAUAUUGCCUCUGCUAUAUUAAGCUCUUAUAGGCAGGAUAGCGCACGAAAGUACGGAUACAGCACCUUCAUCGGUAGUACGUAUUUAUGUCGAUCAAGGAACAUUGACAGUGAUAAGUUCUCCAAGGCGACAAGUCACUAGUACCAAUUAGCCGGCACCAAUACAGAAGUAAUGAAGCUAGAUUUUCCAGGUAGUCAUGAAUGAAGUUGAUAGUAAUAACGACUGAAUGGAGAUCAGCAACAAAAACUUCCCUUAAAGGGAGAAGACAUGCAGAGCGGCCAAAAGGAACUGGGUGCGUAGAAUCACGGAAUAUUAUACUUCCAACGUGCCUUGAAUUCCGUGACUUCCCUACGUCCAGCAUGUACUCACGCGUAGACGUGAUGCUUGGCUCCGUAAUAAAGGGGAAAUAUCCAGCUAACUGCUGGGGGUUAGUCUAUAUAGACUACCUGCGAAACCUGUUAGCCAUAGUCUCACUUGAGGGCGCUAAGUUAGUUACCCUUGCAAUAACGAACACUCAGGUAGGCAUAUCGUACCCAAGCUCUGCAGCUUCACAGGCCCUAACACACACAGAAAGCGAGCAUGCAGUGAGUAUCUGCCAAUGUUCGUCUUCUUCUCGCAACUAUCGUCUUCAUCGCCGUCGUCAUCCCAAUUCUUGACGUCGUUUUCUUCGACGUUUAAGAAGGUCAAAACAAAGUUGAAAGGGGCUGCCGGAUCCGGACUAGCGGCGGGAGUUCCCAUCUUAGCAACGCGA